AUGGCAUACAGAUCAGAUGAAUGGAUUCAUGAGAUCCAGGUGGAGGUGCAGCAAUGCGGGGCUUACGGUCUCUUCCUUUCCAUGAUCUCUAAUGACACAGAGAAGCCUGAGCAGAACGGUUCUGUAGUUAGAGGUCGCAAAGCAGUGGCUGUGGCUGACUCGGCUCUGGUGGAUCAUGGCGCGGUUAAUCAGCCCGCCAUUUUGACCCGGGAGCAGAAAUACACUGUAAACAGGAUGGUUGAGGCUCAUCGCCAGUUUAGGGAGCAAGACAGCAGCAGUUACAGGGUCUCUGAAUGGCAGUGUGCUCUGGAGGGGGCGGGGCUGCCUGAUGUUUUAUCCCCACACCUAAACAGACUGCUGCAGUUUGCAAGAACAGUACCAGGUUUUGAUCUCCUGGAUUUCUCUGACCAGAUGGCCCUCCUGUCCGUUUCCUCUCUGGAGGUCAUGUUUCUGCUCUCUGCCCAGCAGUUCUCCAAUAACCCUGCAAGCCCCACUCCAGUGUUGCAGCUUUUCACCACUUCCUCGCACGGCUGGCUCAGAAAUCUGGAGCCCAGGGAAAACUUCCAGAUGAGGACGUCCGUCGGUUCAGGAAGCAGUGAGGAUCUCCUGGGCUCAGUGCUAAACUUCCUUCACAGCAUGGCGGUGCUGUGUGUGACAGAGGCUGAAUACACCCUGCUUACUGCCACAGCUCUGCUCUGCUCAGAUCGAGCAUCCCUGCAGGCGGUCAGCUGUGUGGAGAAAAUGCAGGAGCUGAUCCUGGACCUGCUCUCCAGGGUUUGCGGGGCCCAGGCUGGAGCAGCAGCCAGGGGAGGGCCGCAGCGUUUCGGCCGCCUGCUGGGCAGACUGACGGAGCUACGCACCCUCCAUCACAACUACCUCCUCCUGACAGGGCAGCAGCCAGCACACUGAUGAAGAGGAGAUUCUUCUCUUCCCCACGCAAAGGCCUCUUUGAGACCAGAAAGAGUUGAACUGGCAGCCUUUUUUUCCUCUGUGUUCAUUUAGCUUUGGUGGUUUCAGAUUAUUAGGGUGAAGCAAUCAAUCUGAUUUUUUCAUACUUAUCAACUGCUACCAUGAACACCACCCAGACUGUUUAUUUUGUUGAACAAUUUGAAAAUAAAGUCUCCUUUACUUUAAUAAAAAGAUAUCCAUUAAAGGAAG
Cyprinodon tularosa is the source of this 1158-nucleotide messenger RNA. RefSeq names its product bile acid receptor-like. The transcript has 9 exons. The record is from RefSeq and is a predicted model, not a curated record. NCBI's taxonomy places the organism in Eukaryota, Metazoa, Chordata, Actinopteri, Cyprinodontiformes, Cyprinodontidae. Gene Ontology annotation, biological process: positive regulation of transcription by RNA polymerase II; bile acid signaling pathway; negative regulation of inflammatory response. The coding region runs from base 1 to 909 and encodes 302 amino acids. Gene Ontology annotation, molecular function: nuclear receptor activity; RNA polymerase II cis-regulatory region sequence-specific DNA binding.